Puccinia triticina is the source of this 1872-nucleotide messenger RNA. RefSeq lists its product as uncharacterized. Gene Ontology annotation, cellular component: ESCRT-0 complex. Bases 1 to 1872 code for a protein of 623 amino acids. The transcript is spliced from 7 exons. Gene Ontology annotation, molecular function: phosphatidylinositol binding; ubiquitin binding. Gene Ontology annotation, biological process: protein transport to vacuole involved in ubiquitin-dependent protein catabolic process via the multivesicular body sorting pathway. NCBI's taxonomy places the organism in Eukaryota, Fungi, Basidiomycota, Pucciniomycetes, Pucciniales, Pucciniaceae. The record is from RefSeq and is a predicted model, not a curated record.
AUGUUCCGCGGCACACCACCCAACCCAUACGAUGAGGUCGUCCUCAAGGCCACAGACGAGGCUCAAACCUCGGAGAACUGGUCGCUGUUCAUCCAAGUCUGCGACAAGGUACUCACAGAUACCAGCCCGACCGGCCCCAGAGAUUGUAUUGCGUCGAUCCAGAAGCGGCUCCAACACCGGAAUGCGAACGUCCAGCUCUUCUGUCUGACCCUCACCGAAUCCCUCGUCAAAAACACCAACGAAAACUUGCACAAGGAAGUCUCGAGUAGGGCGUUUAUGAAAGUCUUGUCAGGCCUCGUCCUCGAUCGCUAUACACAUGAGAAGGUGCAGAAGAGAAUCCUGCAGUGUUUGAAGUCAUGGGUCGACGACUUCCAUGGCAAACCUCAUCUCGGCCUCGUCGAAGAAACUGUCGAGGAACUUAAGGAGAAAGGCCACCAACACGAAGAGGAACUACCAACAGCCACCCACCCACCGGAUGAACUGUUGAAACGAGAGGAGGAGGAACUCCAGCGAGCCUUGGCCGAAUCAGAACGUGAGGCAGAAUGGAUGAACAUGGCAGGCGUUGGAAAAUUCCCAGCGAGUACGCUCGACGCACAGUCGACUAUCGGUCCAACUGGGCAUAUCCCCUCCUCAUCUCAGGCGCGAUUCGGAAACCCGCCCCUGGCAAGUGGCCAUACCGGCCCAGAUUCGGCAUCCAACCCCUCCUCGACGCACCGGACAGGCUCACAACCGCCCCCCGGCACUCAUCAUCAUCCUCAUCAACCUCCAGUCGACGCUAUGGCCCAGAUGUCUCUUCAAAACUCUCAUCCAGACCCAGAUAACAUCCCCCUUGGCCCACCCACUGGCGCCGAACUCCACCCGGUACGUACCAAGGGCAGGCCAGCACCGAAAAAGGUCAAAGCAUUGUACGACUUCGAGCCGAACGAAGAAGGAGAAUUGUCAUUCAAGGAGGGUGAUAUCAUCCGAGUAAUUGACUCAGUCUACAAAGAUUGGUGGAAGGGUGAAUUGCGUGGACAGAUCGGUAUAUUCCCAGUGAAUUAUAUAGAAACUAUCCCAGACCCAUCCCCAGAAGCGCUCACCAGAGAGGCGGAAGCAGAGGCUGCCGUAUUUGCCCAGGCGUGCGAAAUCGAUCGGCUGUUACAGAUGAUGAACAAUUUGGAUGCCCAGCGGGACAAUCUGGCUGACAACGAUGAGCUAUCAGAGCUCUAUCAACGAACACUAUCAAUGCGACCCAAAAUCGUUCGACUGAUCGAAAAAUACACUCAGAAGAAAGCUGAGUUAUUACAAAUCAACUCCAAAUUCAUGAAAGCCAAGACGACGUAUGAUGCGAUGAUUGAACAAAGUUUGGCGGUCCAUCACCCAGGAGUUGGAGCGGAAGCCUUCACACAGCCGAAUCCAAACAACCUGUAUGGUUCGCAAGGACCGUAUCCGCAAGUUACUUAUUCUUACGAGCAGGCUUCUUACCCCGUUCAAGCCCUACCAAAUCAGCAUUAUCAGCGACCGGCUGGGCCGCUGGCGUCUCCCAAUCACCAGUACCCGCCUCGAGACGUAGCCCCCCCUGAAGGAAUCGAUACCAGUCGGUAUUACUUAGCAUCAGAUGGAAACUGGUAUGCUUACUCCGCCGAGCAACUAGCAGCUCAUGCAUCGAGCACUGCAGCCCCGCCGAACAACCCGACGGCCCAUCCGUCUCACCAACCCGAAUCUUCUCGACACCCACAGCCUCACUCAUCCCCUGCCCAUAAUCCCACCUCGGCCCCUCUGGGUGACGGCAAUCAUAGGUCUGAACUCAAUCCUGCUUGGCCCGCUUACCCCCCGAACUCUUCCCCUAACUCCCGUAAUCAGCCCGCUAGUUUGCCCCUACCGGGUCAAUAG